Molecule: messenger RNA, 10246 nt
Organism: Bursaphelenchus xylophilus (pine wood nematode)
Lineage: Eukaryota; Metazoa; Nematoda; Chromadorea; Rhabditida; Aphelenchoididae
Source: the annotation of a GenBank genome assembly
AUGUCAUCAUAUUUUGACAUUCUUCGUGGCGAGAAGGCCAAGAAAGUUCGUUUCUUUAAUGUUUUGAGUGGUUACCUGAACUCCGAGAACAUAUGUUUUGAUCUCCAAUACCGGUGUAAUCACAUCGUGAAGGAGAAGGACUGGAUUGGAGUGUUCCCCGCCGGAUUCCGGAAGCCCAAUCUCGACUUUGCGGCUAUAAAAAUGGCGCCGCCGCAGAAAUCGGGGAAGAAAAGUAAAAGUUACAGCGAAAUGCACAAGAUUGUAUUCAAGAGCGCCGAAUGUAAGGUAAGUGGAGGUGUAAAUCGGGUAAUUGGAGGGCUAAAUUCAAUUCCCACGGCCUAAUUUUUGGGUGGGAAGGCGCUUACAAUACUAUGUAUUUAGGGUCUCAGAUAGACUAAAAAUUUUUGUUUUGGCAAUCCAGGAACAACUUUUUAUAUUACACAUUCUGAUGCAAGUCGACUGUGAACUUUAAGUUUUCUACCUCCAGAAGAGGGUCGAUUACAUUAUUCAUGAGCCCACCCUUCCCUCGGCCCUUUUCCAAUUAAAUUCUUCUUAUCUUUUGUUUUGGACAUCUUCUAUUUAUGGCCAACUUUUACUUGCGUGAGGUCUGAGGGAUUAUCUCUGAACAUGCGACUAGAAGUUGAGGUAGGGAUGUGGCUCCGGACGGCUUUGUGGGAGCUUUUGAUGUCUACAUAAAGUUAUCACCCUAUUUUAGACAUCUGAAAGAAUUGUGAACGCGAAUGAAAGGGCUAUGCACAAGGUUGGGGCUCUUACAGAAUUUUCAAAUUUAGAUUCCGGAUUGGCCUGUUCAUAAAUGCUUACAAAUAAAAAAUUAUUACUGAUAAUUUAUGCUAUAGUUUUCGGUGGCCAACAAGAAAAUCAAUUAUAAUUUUUGGCGAGAGACUAUAGAAAACGAGGAGAGACAAUCAAAGAAAAGAUGCUUUUUCAGUGAAACGUGAUUUUUGUGCUACAAAAUGAUUUUUAUGAAAUUCCACUUACUUUAGAGAAUGAAUUUCCUAGCCACCCCAUGCACGAUACUAUGAAGCGAUCCAUAGUAUCGUUGACUCGAACAAUCGCUGACUCGAAAAGUCGUAGCGUCAAAUUUUUUGAAUGCUUUUGCCCUACAAAUGUUUGCGGUUAUUGUAAGUCGUGAGUAAACACCUCAUUAUCUUUUUAAACGCUAUGAUCGCACUUUUAGUCACUCUUUUAGUAUUACUUUAUCGUCUAAAAAGGUGUUUGAUGUCAUCCCAAGAAAUCGGUCAACUCUCAACCGUGUCAUAGCGACGAUCUCGCUGGGGUCUUGACUUCCUUUGGUAUCCUAGACAAUAAUUAGAUUCCUUAUGAGCAGUUUACCCCGUUUGUUUAUUGUUUUUUGCACUUUUGGGAUAAAUAAUUUCCUCCUAUCUUCCAAUUUCCCGUAUUCGAACGCCUGAGGGCAUUAGAAUUCAAACGCGAUAAGAUUUUCACAGAAAAUUUGAGUCAAGAAUCUAGUAAUUAAAAGAGAAAAUAGAAGUGUGUUUUGACAACUUCUAUGUAUUCAUAACAAGAAAGAGGAGGAGAUGAAAAUGAUAUUUCUGUUUUUCCUGAGGGGUUUCUGCAGCACAGUGCGGGGGAGAAUGGGGGAAACGGAAUAUUUGUGCGAGGAGGAUGGUCUUUCAAGUAGAUGCCUGGUUUUGUAUUGACAGUAGACAUAGUAGCUGCGAUUAGCGGCAAUUUACGGGGGGUAUUUAUCACUAUCUGGUCUUAUGAUUCUUCCAAAAUUUUUGGCAGAUUUGUAAAGCCGGGCUUGUAAAUGUCAUAAAAAUGAUUUAUGAGUAUUUUACAACUUCUUCCAAAAGAUAUUUCAAAGGGAAGGAAUGCCGUCAUGAUGCUUUACGUUGCCCAUAAGAUCUUUGUUUUGCCAUUUUGCAAUGUAUUCAAUUAUCUAAUGGCCUAUGGUCUCCAUAGUGCACUUCUACUGCGUUGAUACUGCUGAAAGAGUUCUGUCAGUUUCUUACCGCUAACAAAGUACUUUUGCUAGUCUGAAUUUCUCUGAAAGUCAUCAGAAAGUCAUCCCAGAGCAGACCGGCAGUUUUUUAUAAACCCGCGAAUCAGAAUCCCGGAGCCGACGCUAAGCGCCUCGGGGGAUCUUUUGUCGAGCGUCUUUUGUCCUAUUGUUCGGCCCUGAGGGCACUCCGCUCCUUCUUCCUCCCGAUUCCCACCAAAGGGAAGAAGGUAAUCGGAGCCGUUUUUCGCCGGCGUCGGAACCGACUUUUUCCCCGACGCCGCAGGGCAUAUUGUCUCUUUGCUGGGGAAAUUGUCGUAUUUCCGGCUGAUGGAUGCCCGCAGGCGAAGGCGUCAGAAGUUGGAAGCCCCGGAAUAGAUGUUAUUCUUGGCCGCUUAUCCUUCGGCCGUUUCGGCCGCUCCUCUGACUUAAUCUCGUUUUGGGCCGACUCUUUGUCCUAGCCAAAUCAAAUUUGUCGCUGAUUGUUUCAUCGGCUUUAUUGCACUCUUAAGGACUUACGAUUUAUGGGUGUCAUGUUUUGCGGACACGUCCUCAGGCGUCGUGUUUUUUCGAGAGGUUUCGGCGGAUGACACUCUCCGCGUUUAAUUGUUUUUCCUUAGGGCAAACGAGAGGGCGAUGAAUCUGAAAAAGAGUUCCAUUCGAGACAUGAGCCUUAUAUUAUACUUGCUACAUUACACAGAAAACUUGCCGUUUGGAUGUGCAACGUCCUGUGUUUUAUGUUAUUCUCCCCUCAGGUCUACGUAAACUCAUUAACUUGACUUGUUUGUAGCCGGAAGUCACAUCCGGCGGUUAAUUUCCAGAUAUUUGAUGCUCUUUUUUUGGCCUUUUAUUUCUCAUGGAUAAUAUAAUUUUGUCAAGAGUCCUAACGACAUUUGGUAUAACAUAGUUUUAUUAAGCAGAUUAUGACUCCCUCCCCCAAUCAAAGGCCGAGUUGUAAUCGCCUUCUCUCCAUUGCCUCAGGCCCGCAAACUUCUCAUACUUUUCCAUUUUUCGGGAAGUCGCGCGCUCUCGUUUUUGGCCACAAAUUUGGCCGAUAAAAGGGGCAUUUCUGCGGAAAUAAAACGAUUAUUAUCAUAUACACGUACAUUUUGCUCUUUCAGCUUGCUCCACGCAACUUUUAUCAGAUCGCGUACAUAAAUUCAAGCGGGAAAAGUGUCGCGACCAGUGCCAUCUUCUACAUUGAGAGUGGCCAUAUGCCGAAACAAGCAGUUAUCAUCCAAAAUCAGCCGGAACCCGGGAUUCUGAGUCAUCGUAAGUCUUAUCUUUGAGUUUUUUAGAAUGGUGACGGGAUUUUGUUGGAUGAUUAAUCCAUUUUUUAGAGGUAAAAACAAAAUCCUGCGAAAUUACAAAUUUUUGGAAAAAAUUGCAAAAAUCUAACCGAAAAGUUUUUCCUCUGUCCGUGUCUUCAUUUCUUAUCAUCGUCUGCAAAGAGAGUAUUCAGUGAAUAUCUGUGCUCUCCCGCUAAAACAAAACUUGAAUUUUCAGGGAUUUAAAUAUAGCAUUGAAGAGUUGUGCAAAUUUUUAUGAAAACUGCCCUUUCACACGUUGGGCAUCCUCUUCUGACUAUGCAAAUGUUGCGUAUUUCAAUUGUUUUUUUGUUACGGUACAUUAACUUGUAAUUAGAUCCCUAAAGUUUGGGGAAAAGAGCGGUGAAUAAUCUCAUUUGUCCUAUUCUAUGGGCCGUUACUGGGCUGCAUUUAGCAAAUGAAAUUUCUUUUCUAAUUAACUCUCCGGAAAGAGGAUUCUACAGUAAAAAGCAACAAAUUCUUUGAUCUUUCGUAUUAAACAUGGCAAGAAGAUUAUAACCUGGCCGGAAAGAACAAAUCAAGUGUUACGUCUUUGCAUUUCGAGUGUCUGGAGGUUGCUUGUGAGAGAAAUAAUUGAAUUUGUGACAGUUAACUUGGCCGGCUGACACUUCUUGCAUAAAUUGAAGUCAUAAAUCACAAGAUUGCAGACGAAUUUUUAGAGACGUUUACAAAUUGUUUUUUGGACAUUAAUUUUGCAACAAAUUAUAUUUGUUCAGACCAAUUUCUUAGUACUCGACCUUUAUUUUUCACCAAUACUUUAACUCUCAAGUAAAAGCAACAUUCAUUAAGCUUGCGAUUCAUUGAUCUCAAAUUCCCCGAACACCAAUGAUAUGUCACCGUAUCAAGUUUUUUGUGACAUUUCGUCCACAUUUGUGACGGAUCUCCAAUUUCAGUGCUCUGCUCCACGAAUUCGGCGUCAUGGACGGAGAACACGGCCUCGAUGGCGUUGUCCGACGAUUCGGGAAUGGAAGAUGAGAAUCUGAGUAGUGAGAGUCGAAAUUGGAGCCAAGAACAUGAGGAUGAUGAGGAGGGGGACCAGUUCGACGAGAACAGCCAAUUACUGCCGCUCACUGGGGAUCAGGUAGGAAACGCAUUUGUGUUAAGCAAGGGCUUUGUGGAAUAGUGCCUGCCUUCGAAAUAAAAAGUUAUAAAUAUUUAAAGUUUUCGCUUUGAGACCCGAAUUUGGAUAGAAUCUAAAGAAUGCGUCAUCAAAAAGUAUGAUAAAUAUUUCUUUUACGAUGUUUUUUGAUUUUGGAUUGAUUUUAACUAUGAAAAAGGUUAUUUAUAAAAAUGAAGUUUUACGGAUGAUAUGAUGACAUGGUCUCAUCUUCAAAUUACUUCCAAACUCUUUCCCCUAAUACCCACUAAUGUCGUCGAUGACAUCAGUGCCAUUACCCUUCUCUUCCACUUUUUGAGUGGCCAUAAAGCCCAAAAAUAGGCCUCGAAUUGUUUUCAAAUUAAUUUUUCCUUUUUUUAUUCGAAUUUAUGGUUUUACCCGAAAAGGAAAUAAUAAAUUUUGGUCUUCUUGCCAUGCUUUCCAUCUUGUUUUACUGUCUAGAUUUGGGUUUUCAAAAGUCUCGUUUAUAUAGUAUUUUCGUGCUCUUCCAACUUUGCCAUAUCGAAUGUCUAUGAUUUCGGCGUCAUCGUAAUCGUAUUAGAGAGUAUGGUGAGGUGUUACGUAACUCGAUUAGACACGAUGAGUGAGGUCAUAAUGUGCUUAUGUUAUUGUAAGCAGCAGAGGGAAGGGCUUCAUUCUUUGGGUUGUUUUCCAGGGCUAUUGUUUAAUUUUAAAAUAUUUUACAGUUUUCCCGCAAAGAAGUAAUCUGUUCCUCAAUUUUUGAUUUACAUAACACAACUAAUAGAUUCUGCUGAUUUAAAUUGAAAAUUUUUUUUAAGAGAUAGCAUUUUACUACAUACAGUCAUUAUGAUAUAACUACCGUAACAGUAGGUAUUCUUUGAACAUUAAUGCCCGUUACGUAAUUCUACGUAAUUCUACGUGAUUCCGGGCUCAAAAAAAGAUAAUUAGCGUUAUUGAAAAGGGAUGCCCGCAGGGAUUUUGAGGUUAGAUGAACAUUUUUCCUUUUUUAUACAAAUUUACAGCGGAAUUUAUAUGGAGAAUCACGCGACAUUUGAAGAGUAAUAUUCGAAAGUAUUUGUAUGUUGUUUUGGGCUGAAUGUAAUUAUUUUUUUGUAAUAGUGCAUGUUGAGGAGUCAUUUUGUGUUUAUACUCGGAGUUUGGACUGCGUUUUCAGCAAUUUUUAUUUUAAAAAAGGUUGUAAACUUUUGGUGUUACAGUUGUUUGUAUCUUUGUUUUUCUCGAGUAACUUCUUGAGCGGUGGCUCAAAUUUAGAAUGGAUUGGGGCCAAAUUUAGAUAGGAAUUUUCUAUGGUUUGAUUUUUAGGCCCUGUUUCUGAAAAAAGGACAAAAAUUAAAGUCGAGACUUUCUGAAAACUCAAACGAACCUCUUGGCGAUUAUUUUGCAACGAAAGAGAAAGGUCUCUUCUUUAUCCGUCCUCCCCAUUGUUGAUGGUCUCUCGUUUGUAAUAGUUGCAGCUCAUUUUUGCGUCCUUUGCAAAGCAUAAGUUCAAUUUCUAAAUAAUCGGUCUGUCGCCUGGAUAAACCAAGAUGUCGCGUUUUGGGUAUUCUGUUCAUAAAACGAUAAAAUGACUUGUAAUCCCUCAAUUUUUCCCAAUGUCUAUCUUGUCGCAAUUUGUUUUCGUCACAAUUCCGACAUCCCGAUGUGAUCAUGCCAUAUGAUAUGUGGAAUGUUUUCUGGCGGAAGUGUCGUUAUAACGGGCUUAUCUUUAUUCCUUCGGGGCCUGUAAUUGGAUUCUCAAAUUCUGUGGAACUGAAAUCAAACUUUUUUGGAACGCAUUAAAUAAAUUCGGGAACGGGGAUCGGCUCCAUUCCAAACCCUUACGCAUCCCAGGCCCUCAGGCAUUCUUGUUUUCCCUUUGUCUUUUCCAGAAUUAGAUGUCAAACUUUGGAGGUUUAAGUGGGUUUCCUUGGAGUGUUUUGAAAGUUGAGUGAAAGGCGACAAGUGCGGGAAGAUCUCAUAGAACUAGCCAAAAAGGUUUGAACUUUGAAGGAUUAGAUUUUACUUUUUGCGGUACUCGGAAAAUAGAAGAAGUGCUCACAACGACGGUUUUCGAGGCUAUGUUCAUAAUUUCUUUUCAAAUUUAACGUUGAAGAUAUCUCUGAAUCAUAAAUUUAAUCAUAGGACCUCGUCGCAGGCGUUGUCAUAGGUACUAUAUAUUAACGACCUUUGCAGACCUGAGGAAAGAAGAUCGGAGAGGCUAUUUUUAGGCCGUAACUUUGCUAAUUCCACUCCACAAAAUUUUGUUUUUUGAUCGCCAUUCCAGAGCACUCUUCAAAAGGAAAGUCUGGAGAUGUUUUGAAGUCUUUAGCCUGGUUAAACUGAACUUCUUCUCACUUUAUACUGUGACAUUUUCCGUGUCUUGAAACCUUCAACAACCCCCUCAAAGCGUGCUUUAAAGGGCAGUAAAAAUAGUAAUUCUCUCUUGUCAAAACCAAGGAUUGCCAGGUUUUUUAAAAGUUCUGUAAGCGCCCAUUUCUGCAGCGUUGCUUGUAAAUCCAUUCCAACACAGGUGUUUAUGGCCUAGAGUACACUUGGCCAUUCCAUUGUCCCUAACGGAAACCGUGAUAUCAUGGCCAAGGGCCGGAAAGUAAUUUGCCUGAUACUGGGCAUACUAUCCUUGAUAUCUGUGCGUUCUUUAUGUUCUCCAUCCUCAAUAUUCCUGUUCUUUUGGUUCUAUUCUUCAAGUUCUCAUCUUCUGAAACCAAACUUUAAGUCCUGAUGGCCGUUUUUAGAUGUUGCAAAGGCUUAAGGCCGUCAUUCUUUCAUUGUCAGCGUUCGGCCGUUCUUUUGGUCGCGCUAAGGCUUGGUUUUGUCUCAGCAUUAUGGCCAGAGAUCGGUAAGGCCUAUUUAUGACCAUAAAGUCGAAUUCUGAACCAGGAAUCUACUUUUUUCGAAACUUUAUUCAAAUAUUUAUUCAUUUUAAAUUUGAUUUCGAACGAUAGCCUGCGGGCUUGUCUAAUAUUCCCGGCUUCAGAUCGUGUUUUGACAUCCGAAUUUUUGAUUCGAUCCCAUUGUGUGGGAUUCUGAAUUGUUUCCCGGGGAUUCCAAACUUUUGAAUAUCCAAUAAAAGGCGACGAGGGAUCCCGUUUCAUUUCUAUGGACACUUGUUUCAGGUAUUUAUGACUUCUUGUCCGUCAUUUACUCUUUUCUUUUGAGGCCCUCUCUGACGUGACUGCCACAUUGGGGUAUGGCCGACCAUAUUUUCUGCGGUCUUUUCGCCCUUUGAUGUUAUAGUAGGUGUUCUUAUAUUACAAUUGGUAUUUUUCCACAAUUGUAGGUAAUCGGUGCUAUUUCGAGUGGCCGAUCAGCGCUGUCUGGGACCCCAAAUUGUCAGAUAAUGGGUGUCCACGUCUUUCCGCGAACACUUAUGGUCGUAUCUUCCAUUUCACGGCCAAUUUGACUGCCGUUCCUCAUCGUUUUUUUGGAAUUUUUAUUUUCGUCUCCUCGAAUUCGGUCGAAAUUUGUGCCUCGAGGGGGUUUAAAAAAGGCAACCAAAACAUACGAGCUGGGGUUGGAUGGCGGCCUCUUUUUACUUCAUUACCAUGUUUGGGUCUCUGUAAUUUGGAAUAUGCAAAUUCGAGGAAAAGGAAAGAAAAUUAUAAUUCUUAGGCCAAGAGAAUCCCUUUUUGAAAAGUUCCUCGCUCAGUCUGGCUUAAACGGACCACUUCCUAACCCGGUUUGCACAGUUAUAUUCAUAACACGGAAGUCGGCUAACCUUAAAACAAUUUUCCGAAGCGGCCGUUCCUGCGGCCGCUCUCCGAUUGCAGCCAUAAUUCGAAUAAUUCUUCCAAUUUGUGGACUUUGAGCGUUCGUCGGGACAACUUGUGCCCUGAGGGUGUUUCCAAUUAAGCCAUCGGGCAUUUAAUCAAUCACCCCCUCAUUUCGCGCUUUUGUUUCGCUUAAUUAAUUGCCAUUUUGAGGUCUGGCCCAAUUGGCCGAUUUUCUCGGUAAUCCUUGUACUGACAAUUUCUUGAAAUUACAGUCCUUACAGCGGUUUUAGAAAGCUUGCUCCCUUUGAAGGGCUUCUGUUUGCGUCUUAUAUUAAUUUGGACCUCGUUGAGAUCUUUAUUUGCAUAUGUCAUGAAUGAUGCCUUAGGGAAAGUUAUUUUCGAAUUAUACUAUCUGGCAGCAUGUACCAGUAUCAUCCACCCAAUAGUAUUACUUAUUGACAGAGCUUAGUCUGCAAAGCCUUUAAUUCCGUUGUUCUUACCACAAAUGACUGCUUAGCCCUCCAUUAAUGAGUAAUUGUAUUCCAGGGCGCCUUUUCUUCUCUGACCAAAUUCUUUUCGGACCUCUGGCACUCCUCUGUAACGGCCCCACCUGAUCGUUCCUCUUCGAUGUACGAGAUCGGCGCCACUCCCUCCACUUCAAAUGGAUUCCCGGACAUGGCUCAUGAACAUUACCAGAAGUUGAUUGGCCAGUUGACACGGUCCAACGCCAAUUUGAUGCGAGAGAAUGAUUCGAUGGCCAGGAGGCUUAUGGUAAAGAGAUUUUUAGUAUUUUUUGAAAAUUAUAAUUUCAGAUUUUGAACAUGUCCAUUUAUUUUCUAAAAUUGACGGUAUUUUUUGUAUAACUGAUUAUUUUCAGCAACUCGAACAACUCCUCCGCGACCAUGUGGAGCAUCUGAACAGUGUGUAUUACACCCUCUUCAGGAACGGCUACUCCUCCCUCGAAUUCCCGGAUGGUGAGCGGGCUCUUCUUAUAUUCUUCAUCUAUGUUUCUGAAUUUCUGAUUAUCUUAUAUUUUGUAAUGUAUUUAUUUGCAGGUCAAGAAGUUCAUUUAAGUCAAUUUCGUGGUGUUCUGUUGAAUUUUGCGAAAUCAGGCCAGGCCAAGCCUCAUUUGGCGAAGAAUUCGCGGGAAAGACAGCAUCUGAGUGAGGUGAGGCUUCGAUUUCAACUCAUUUAUUUGUAUGUAGAAGACGUAUGACAAGGAAAUACUUGUCAAUUGUGUAUUUAACAGUUAUUUCUGCGUAUUUUAAGCACUUAACGUUUGCAAUUUGAGACUAAAAAUAUUGGGUUUUGAUGUUUCAACGCAAAUAUUUGCACAUUCCAGAAGACUUCCGACUUUUCCUCUGAUUCCUCAGCUUCCUCCACGUCCGUCGACCAAGAAGAAUUAAGAGCGACCAUGAUUAAAUGCAUAACCAGACCGAAGUACGAUGAUUUGGAUGAGUUUGUGAACUGGUUAAAGCAGGAUAAGGCCGAUAUUCGGAAUGCCGAAGCUCAAAGAAAGGCGCAUUCUCUGGAAGAAAGGGUCCAGGAGUCGUUGAGACUCAGAACGCCGCUUCAACGAUCCUCAAGGAUCGAUGAACUCCCUCCAUCGAGGGCUAGAAGUGACUCGGAGUUGAGGUGAGGCUAAGGCAAUAUAAUUAACGCAAAAGUUUUGGACUUUUUUAUCUUCAAGAUAAUUUUAGAGCGGCCACAAGCCUCAGUGUGUCCCCUUGUCCUCCGGCAAGUGUUCAGCCAUCCACUCCGCCUGAUCGAAGUCCCCCUCAGGUUGUAACACCUACCAGGAACUCCAUUUCGAAUGGAAAUAACAAAAAUAAGACUGCAAGAUUACGGUAAGAACUAGCAUUUAGGGUGUCAUUAUCAUUUCUUGUGAACGUCUGUUAACUGAAAGUUUCUCGAUGCAAGAGACGAUCUGGACUUUAUUUUUUAUUUUAGAACCCAAUCCCUCGGCGGAGGCAAGAUAAAUUUCCUUGGAGGUCGUCGAACUUCCUCUCAACGGACCAGCCAGGACUCAAGUAGACCCGCACCCAGGAAGAGUCUGGCCAAUCUGGCUUCCCUCAGGCUAAAUACUCAUCACAGUCCGCGACAACCCCAGAGGAAUCUCAUUUAA